Messenger RNA from Xiphias gladius (swordfish), 5093 nucleotides. It is a transcript of the gene plxnc1, whose product is annotated as plexin C1. The coding region runs from base 91 to 4671 and encodes 1526 amino acids. Gene Ontology annotation, biological process: negative regulation of cell adhesion; regulation of cell shape; regulation of GTPase activity. Gene Ontology annotation, molecular function: protein binding; semaphorin receptor activity. Gene Ontology annotation, cellular component: semaphorin receptor complex. The transcript is spliced from 31 exons. Lineage: Eukaryota; Metazoa; Chordata; Actinopteri; Istiophoriformes; Xiphiidae. The record is from RefSeq and is a predicted model, not a curated record.
UUCUAGUUACACUGUAGUAGAGUGUAGAGUGCCAUGCAGGCCAUCAGUGUAUGAAAGUUUCCUAGUCAAAGCUGCCAUCGCUGCUAAAAAAUGAUCCUGCUCCCUGGUCUGCUAUUUAUUCUCAGCGGAGAACCGGGUCGUUGUCGGGGGGAGGAUGGAGGCUUAACUUUUGAUGGAGAUAUCCGCCACUUCGCCGUGGCCACCAACACGGUUUACAUCGCUACAGAAAAGAAGCUGUACCAGCUGAGCCACGACCUCACUGUGGUCCAGAGUCUGAACCAGAGAGGAAUCUUGAAGGGCGGAAACAAGCAGUCGGACGAGGUGCAGUUUUACCGGGUUUCAGAAGAGGCUUGGAGGAACGCAACUUUUAGAGUCAACAUGCUAUUGCCAUUUGUUGAGAACGACACUUUGAUCAGCUGCGGGGUGACCGACAAUGAGUGUGGUUACUGCGAGGUUCUGGACCUGAUGAACAUCUCUAACAUUCUGUACAGCGAGAGCAUCCAAGUGGGACCACUGAGGCGCAGCAACGCGUCCGUCGCAGUCUUGGUGAAUGUGGAGAAGAAUCCAACCCGGAGCGACACUUACAUUCUGACCGCGAUACAGCAAUAUCAAGACCACUCCGAAAAGGGCAGCUGCACCUCAGAUUCCGUAACUGUCAACCUUCAGAAUACGAAUAACAAACAGACAGGGGGUAUAUUUUCCCUUAUUGAUGACCAAGCCACGCCUUCGGUCAAAAGUUCACGCGAUGUGGAGUUUGUGGACGGAUUUCAGAUCAAUUCAGUCAUAUAUCUGCUCUCCAACGUGCCCUCAGAUGAUAGAAGUAACAGAGUCCGUCUAAUUUGGCUUGAGGGCAAAACCAGCAAGACCCGAACUCUCAGGUCGCUGCGGGGUGCGACUCUCAAUAUUUCUGAAGCUGGUGGAGAAUGUAACAGACUCCUGGCCUCUUCGUUGAUCCCGGGCGGGCCGCCGGUGCUCUGGGGCGGAGUAUUCAGUAUGGACGUAGGACAGACCAACACCGAGCUGAUAGUGUUUGAUAUUAGUCCUGAUCUCACCGGAGAGGCCGAUGCAGAUCCAGACUUCUGCAGUAGUGUCUGUACUGACAAUCCAAGUUUUAAAAAGUCAAAGAGCCUGAAGCCGAAGGCAGUGCUCUUCAGGCAGAAGUACAUGACCUCUUUGCUGGCAGUGAGGCAGAAGGCCUGGGUGGUUUUCUUCAUCGGGACAGGAGACGGGCAGCUGAUUAAGCUCGCUGUAGAUAAGGACUAUCACACCGCCUGUCCCAUGAUACUCUACAGGGCCAAUGAUGACCGCCGAGUGUUUCCCAAAAUACAUCUGGAUCAAGUGGAUCGUAAACAUGUGUAUGUGCCAUUUCGAAACCAGAUGAUGCAUGUACCUGUGUCAAAGUGCAGAGCAUACACAAAUGUGCAGGAGUGUUGGUCUGCACAGGAUCCACACUGUGUCUGGUGUGGCUCUAAAAGAAGUUGCACAUUUGAAGAUGACUGCAAAGAUUUAGACUGGCUAUCCAUUCCUGCUGAUUACCAACAGAAAAUGGUUUCUUACAAAAUUAUAAAGGACCCAGCAGGCCAGAUCAUACUUAACAUCCAGACACACCUGACUGUGGGCCAGACGCCACUGUCUAACUUCGCCUGUCAAUUCUCUGCGAGUUCCAGUGCACUUUGUAACAUGAAUGGCCCUCCUCCACAGUUCCCACAAUGCACUUGCAUCCUCUCUGAUAGCAUACUUCCUGCUGAAGGCCUGGCAGUCAGUGUAAGAAUUAGACUUGGGACGACGCAGUUAUUAGAACAACUGACGCUAACCAACUGUUCUGACAUCAGGGGACCGCCAAGUUCUGUCUUGUGUCAGCAGUGUAUCAAGACUGGAUGUGGCUGGAGCCAAAACGAAUGUACCUGGGCAAAUGAAGGAGUGAGGAAUGACAAUGUUUGCCAAAUGAUUGAGUCAGGGAUGAACAUUUCUAGGCCAGAUAUCUCCUCCAUCACCCCGAGUGUCGUGUCUUUCUUUGGCAGAAACCAUGCGUUGUUGUCAGGUCAUAACCUCGGUGAUGUGACCGGCGUGAGGAUGCAGGAGUAUAUGGACUGCACUCCACAAGAAUCUCCUGUAUGGAACAACACAGGCGUGAAUCUGACGUUCCACAUUCCCAGUACAGCUAGUAAAGGCAUGGUCAAAGCAUGUGCUCUCCUCCCAGAUGGUAGUUGCCAUGGCAGCACUAAAAUCACCUACCGGUCAUCACCAUCCUGCAACAACAUUGUACCAAGCAGCACCUGGGCCAGUGGAAAGAGGAAGAUCACACUCAUGGGCUCUCACCUGGAUUUUGUGGAGGGGGUCACACACAGCCACGCACCGCAGGAAGUCAGGCUUCCUGGAAACAGCAACUGUCAGAAUCUCACCUAUGACACACCUGCGGCUGAAAACAUUCAGGGGACUUUUACCAGCACUGUGUUUGUGAAAGUAGCCAAUGAAACCUUGCCCUGCUCCACAAGCAUCACCUACUAUCCAGAGCCUGAGUUUACCAGCUUCACACCGACAAAGACAGGGGAUGAUGUGCGCAUCACCAUCGAGAAAAAGGCAGACAAACUGGAGAUGACAACAGCAGAGUUGUCAGUAUGGGGCGUUCAGGAAGGAAAACAAUACCCCUGCAUCAUGGAGGCCAAAGAAACUAACAACGAGACUGACUUUUUCACGUGUGAAAUUAAGAGCACACCUAAUGCUAAAUUUCAGCAGUUAAUGAUCAAGUAUGGAGAUGAGACAGUAAUACUGUACCUUAAAUCUUCAUUACUGUUCCUUCUGAUGCUGCUUGUCCUUCUGCUGAUACCCUGCAUUAUUAUCAUGGUGGCAAUUAUCUACCGAAGCAAACAGAAGAAGUUCACUGCUGAGAUGAACAGGCGUAUGGAGGAUCUGGAGUUCAACAUCAGGAAUGACAUCAGACAAGGUUUUGUGGAUCUGCAGACAGAAAAAGCUGACCUGAUUGAAAAUGUUGGAGCGAUUCCUUUCCUGGACUACAAGCACUUUGCCUCCAGAAUCUUUUUUCCUGAGAGUGAAUCUUUGAUGAUGUCCUGUAUCAAAGACAUUGCUCAGGAUGCAGUGAAGAUUCAGCUUGAUGAAUGUUGCCAAUGCUUGUCCAGGCUGAUCCAGGAUCCGCUCUUCCUCACAUCUAUGGUGCAAGCUCUGGAGGAACAGAAAAGCUUCACCAUCAAAGACAAGUGUACAUUGGCAUCCCUACUAACAGUAGCACUCCACAGCAACUUGUUGUACCUGACAGAGAUGAUGGAGGUUCUGUUGAAAGCACUGAUGCAUCAAAACAGCAAUGCUCAGCCCAAACUGUUGCUACGACGCACCGAGUCCACAGUGGAGAAACUGUUGACCAACUGGAUGUCCAUAUGCCUUUAUGGCUUCCUCCGGGAAAGUGUUGGCCAGCACCUGUUCCUGAUGGUGAGCGCUGUCACGCAGCAGAUGGCCAAAGGACCUGUUGACUUUGUGACAGAGAAAGCUCUGUAUACACUCAGUGAGGACUGGCUGCUGUGGCAGGCUCCAGACUUCAGCUCCCUGAAGCUGAAGGUGCUGUUUGCAGUGGGCAGUGAUGGGGAGGUCAGUGAGCCUCUGGAGGUCAACACACUCAGCUGUGACACAGUAGAGCAGGUCAAAGAGAAAAUCCUAUCCACCUUCAAGGCCAAAUUUGGUUUCCCCUACAACAUUUCCCUCAGGGACGUUUGUAUUGAGUAUGAGAAGGAUAGAUCUUUUACUCCUCUUGAGGAAGUGGAUGCAAGCUCUGAGAUUAUUGGGGAGGUGACAAUGCUCAACACACUCAAGCACUACAAGGUUCCUGAUGGAGCGACAAUUAAAGUGCUUUCUAAGAAAACUCAUCCUCCUCUGAGCCCACAGGGGAGUCUGAGGGAUAAUGAGAACUUCUCUGGAAAAUACUUCCACCUGAUUGAUCCUGAUAUAGAGGAGCACCAAAGAAAGAACCCAGAGAGGAAGAAGUUAAAACUGAAGGAAGUGCACCUCACCAAGCUGCUCUCUACCAAGGUGGCGGUGCAUUCAUUUGUGGAGAACCUGUUCAAGUCUAUCUGGGGGAUGCCACACAGCAGAGCUCCGCAUGCUGUCAAAUACUUCUUUGACUUUCUGGACACUCAGGCAGACAACAUGAGGAUCACUGACACAGAUGUCCUGCACAUCUGGAAGACCAACAGUUUGCCUCUGCGCUUCUGGGUCAACAUCCUCAAAAACCCGCAGUUUGUUUUCGACAUGGAGAAGACUCCACAUUUGGACAGCUGCCUAUCAGUCAUCGCUCAGGCCUUCAUGGACUGCUUCUCACUCAGUGAGACCCAGCUGGGGAAGCAUGCACCAACCAACAAGCUCCUAUAUGCCAGAGAUAUUCCCAAAUUCAAACAGGAAGUGAAGGCUUACUACAAGCAGAUCAGAGACCAGUCACCAAUCACAGACUCAGAAUUCAAGGACUUUCUGCAGGAGGAGUCAAAGAAACAUGAAAAUGAUUUCAACGAAGCGGCAGCCCUCAGAGAGCUCUACAAAUUCAUCCAGCGAUACUUCACGGAGAUACAAGAUAAGUUUGACCAGAAUGGAGCCCCAACUGAGCUGAGGGAGCAACUACAUCAUGUUAAAAACUUGUUUGAUGGACUGAAGAGUUGCUCCUGGAACUGAGCGACCUGUCUUUCACUCAUAUGAAUGAACACACUGGAGCUAGAGCAACAUAGUGACAGAAAAGAGGAGACUCUGGCCAGCAUCUAUUAUCUAAGAUGGAAAUGAGGCACUGAGUUAGUAAAUUGUUUUAGAGUAGCUGAAAGGAGCUGCUAAUCAUGUCGGUAAUUUCAUGAGUCAGUGAGGAGUUUUAUGUCUUACAAUAAAAUACAUUCUCAGGGUUUUCUGCCCUAACGUGACAAGAAUUCUAUUGGAAACUCUGAAUCCUGUGAAGUUAUUGGCAUUAAAAUAAUCAACUUUUGAAGAUACUGAAGUGAAGCACAUAUCCUGUCAGUAGCUUAGGACAAUUCUGCUGAAUGCAGUUUUGUGACUAUGUGACACAUCUGCUGAUUGGUCUUGUGUCUGUUUCACCGAGAAGAACUAAU